GUAGAUGUUAUCUAUUUCAAGCGUUCCGAGUUGGUUCUGAGUAGGAGAUAACAUGGUACAAGUUAUACAAAAAAUGUUAAGGAAACAGUAUUCACAGUGGGAUAGAAUUAAUCAGAAGUGGUUUUUGGAAUGAGGUGAAGGGGAAUGGGCAGAGUUCAUGGAUUUUGGGGAGUAGAAUAAAAAUGGGAGGUUUUGAUAAAAUGGGCAGAUCUGACAAAAUUUAGGUUUUGUGUGUUCUUACAUUGCUGGGAAGAUAAUGUAUUAAAUAUUUUUUUUUUACAUAGUUAUAUGUUAAAAAUAGCUAAUGUAGUAGUAGUUUUUUAUUUACACUUAUGUGGUCAAGUUGAAUGAUUUUCUUGGAUAAUACUUUCCAUUUUUGUUAUGUCAUUUCUGCAGGCUGUUACAUGAUCUUGCAUUUUAAGUUUCCACAAGUGUGUCCGAAGUCUCAUUUUAUAGGAGGGAUUCAGGAUUAGUUGUUAGUCCGUAUAAUGACAGUUAUAAGUAAGGUAUAGAAUAAAAGACUUUGUUGUUUAAUCUCUUCAUAUCAGAGAUAAGUUAAGACCCAGAAAGAUGAAGCGACUUGUCUGAGCUUGUGGAAUGCUCAGUUGCUGGAGGUGCUCCUGCCUCCUGCUCCUUUGAGGCUGCCUGAGGUAUAAAGACAAAACAAAACAAAACAAAUCUGUUGCCAUCAAGUUGAUUCCAACUCAUAGCUACCCUGUGUGGGACAGAGUAGAACUGCCUCAUAAAGUUUCCAAUGAGUGGCAUAUGGAUUCGAACUGCUGACCUUUUGGUUAGCAGCCAAGCUCUUAACCACUGUGCCACCAGGGCCCCCUGAGGUAUACUUCUUUUUUAUACACAACUCUUAUUUGUUGGUUUGUUAUUUGUUUUUGAGAAAUGUUCUGAUAAUUUGCCACCUUUCCUUACUACUUUUUAAUUGUAAUGUGUAGAAUAGUAAUUAUACUUGCUAUGCAUUAUGGUCCCGUCAUUGAUGCCUACUGUAUGCCAUGUAGUGAGCUAGGUAGACUGUGAUUCUUCUUCCUGGAGUGAACAGAUGAGUGAGAAAGCUAUACUUGGAAGAAAAUAAUUAAGAUUUACCUGCAGGGUUGAAUUUUACUGUAAUUCCAGGUGUUCAAGUAUAAUUUCAUCUAAGGGAGUCAGAAGAGGCCUUCCUGAAGAAGUAAGGCAUAUGUUGAGAACUGAAGAUGUUAGAAAGUAGUCAUGUUAGAAGGACCAUGGAGGGAAGAUGAGUUCCAACAGAGUGAAUAUCCCUUCUGAAAGGUAAUUUUAAAAUUGGAAAGAGGGGAUUUUAAAGCUACUUCUGAUUUGCAAAGAUUGUCUGUGAUCUGGAGAACUACAGGCUGAGGUUACUGGAUGAGACACAUUGUUGGAGAAUUAAAAAUGACUUCUCGUUAUGUGAUCGCCUUGUUUGCCCUGAUGAGUUCCUGUGUAGUCACUGCAGGUCUAGAGCUUGGGGCCCACUGUGAACUGUCGCCUGUGAACGCCUCCCAUCCCGUGCAGGCCUUGAUGGAGAGCUUCACUGUCUUGUCAGGCUGUGCGAGCAGAGGCACAACGGGGCUGCCACAGGAGGUGCAUAUCCUGAACCUCCGCGCUGCAGAUGAGGGGCCUGGCCAGCCCCAGAGACAGGUCACUCUGCACCUGAAUCCCAUUUCCUCAGUCCACAUUCACUACAAGCCUGUGGUGUUCCUGCUCAACUCCCCACAGCCCCUGGUCUGGCACUUGAAGACAGAGAGGCUUGCAGCUGGGGUCUCCAGACUUUUCUUGGUGUCUAAGGGUUCCGUGGUCCACUUUUCAUCGGGAAACUUCUCCUUGUCAGCAGAAACAGAAGAAAGGAGCUUCCCCCAUGGAAAUGAACAUCUGUUAAAUUGGGCCCAAAAGGAGUAUGGAGCAGUCACUUCAUUCACUGAACUCAAGAUAGCAAGAAACAUUUAUAUUAAAGUGGGGGAAGAUCAAGUUUUCCCUCCCACGUGUAACAUAGGGAAGAAUUUUCUCUCUCUCAAUUACCUUGCUGAGUACCUUCAGCCGAAGGCAGCAGAAGGCUGUGUGAUGUCCAGCCAGCUCCGGGAUAAGGAAGUACACAUCAUCGAGUUAAUCACCCCCAACACUAACCCCUACAGUGCUUUCCAGGUGGAUAUAAUAAUUGACAUAAGACCUUUUCGAAAGGAUCCUGAGGUGGUCAAAAAUCUCAUCUUGAUCUUGAAGUGCAAAAAGUCUGUCAACUGGGUGAUCAAAUCUUUCGAUAUUAAGGGAAACCUGAAAGUUAUUUCUCCUAACAGUAUUGGCUUUGGGAAAGAGAGUGAAAGAUCUAUGACAAUGACCAAAUCAAUAAGAGAUGACAUUCCUUCUACUCAAGAGAAUCUGGUUAAGUGGGCUUUGGACAAUGGUUAUAGUCCAGUAAUAUCAUACACAAUGGCUCCUGUGGCUAAUAGAUUUCACCUUCAGCUUGAAAACAAUGAGGAGAUGAGAGAUGAGGAAGUCCACACCAUCCCCCCGGAGCUGCGAAUACUGCUAGGCCAUGGCACCCUGCCUGGCCUGGACAACCCACCCAUCCGGGGAGGGGGAGGCCGAGAUGGAGGCUUCCCCUUUCCUUUCCCGGACAUCUCCAGGAGAGGCCGAAAGGAAGGGGAAGAAGAUGGGAUCCCCCGGCCAAAGGACCCCAUCAGCACCAGCAUGCAAAUGUUUCCUGAUCCCAGAGAGCCAGAAGAGGUGCAAGGGAGCAUGAAUGUUGCUCUAUCAGUCAAAUGUGACAAUGAAAAGAUGACUGUGGCUGUAGAAAAAGAUUCUCUUCAGGCCAGUGGCUACUCAGGGAUGGAUCUCACCCUGUUGGAUCCUACUUGCAAGGCCAAGAUGAAUGGCACCCACUUCGUCUUGGAGUCUCCCCUGAAUGGCUGUGGUACUCAGCACCGUCGAUCAGCCCCUGACGGCAUGGUUUACUAUAACUCUAUUGUGAUGCAAGUUUCAUCCCCUGGUGAUAGUAGCGGUUGGCCAGAUGGUUAUGAAGAUUUGGAGUCAGGUGAUAAUGGAUUUCUGGGAGAUAUGGAUGAAGGUGAUGUCUCCUUCUUCAGCCGGCCUGAAAUUGUGUUGUUUAAUUGCAGACUUCGGCAAGUGGGGAAUCCCAGUAGCUUCCAGGACCCACCCAACAGAAAUAUCACCUUCAACAUGGAACUGUACAACACUGACCUCUUUCUGGUGCCCUCCCAGGGCGUGUUCUCUGUGGCAGAGAAUGGACAUGUUUAUGUUGAGGUAUCUGUUACUAAGGCUGACCAAGAACUGGGAUUUGCCAUCCAAACAUGCUUUAUCUCUCCAUAUUCGAACCCAGACAGGAUGUCUGAUUAUACCAUCAUUGAGAAUAUUUGUCCUAAAGAUGAAUCUGUGAAAUUCUACAAUCCCGGGAGAGUACACUUUCCUCUCCCGCAAGCUGAAAUGGAUAAGAAGCGAUUCAGCUUCGUUUUUAAGUCCAUCUUCAACACCUCCCUGCUCUUUCUGCAGUGCGAGCUAACACUGUGCACCAAAAAGGAAAAGGACCUCCAGAAGUUGCCUAAGUGUGUGCCUCCUGAUGAAGCUUGCACCUCGCUGGACGCCUCCAUGAUCUGGGCCAUGAUGCAGAACAAGAAGACGUUCACCAAGCCCCUCGCCGUGAUCCACCAUGGGGGAGAAUCUAAAGAAACAAGCCCAAGCCUUAAGGAACCGAAUCAGAUUCCUCCACCAAUUUUCCACGGCUUGGACACCCUGACGGUGAUGGGCAUUGCAUUUGCGGCAUUUGUGAUUGGAGCACUCUUGACGGGGGCCUUGUGGUACAUCUAUUCUCACACAGGGGAGACAACAGGAAGGCAGCAAGUCCCCACCACCCCGCCAGCCUCGGAAAACAGCAGUGCGGCCCACAGCAUUGGCAGCACGCAGAGCACGCCCUGCUCCAGCAGCAGCACCGCCUAGCCCGGCCAGCCGCCGCCAAGGGCAGGGCCUGGCAGCUGAUGCCACGUGCCCAGACUUGGAAGGCUUAAUUUUGGUUCCCUUGUAAAGAAUGGAUUUCCAUAUAAAAUCACCUGAUGUAUUCACACCCCCUCCCACCCAGGGCUAAGAUAAACCUGACCCCUGGACUUUUGACUUUCACGCUAGAAUUCAUGUGAGAAAGCAAAGAUGGUGGCCUUUUCUACCGGCCCCUCAUAGGCUUGGGGGUUCUCAAUGUGAAACACGUGCCAGUUUUUAAAAUGCUGCUUUGUCCAGGUAAAAAUGCCAGUAAUUUGGGGCCCUGAGCUUUAUGCAGACUCAAGGAGAUGGUAAGAGGUAACUAGCCAGAUAGUACUACCAAUGAGAGAUGUGGCCAAAGAUUCAUCUAUGUCUGAAUCAAGGUGUAAAACAAAAGAAAUGCUUUAAGACUUCCUAAGCAUCCUCCAGGUCUCAUUUGCACCUUUGUCUGUGUGCACACUUCUUGACCUUGCUGCCAUACCCUGUGGGGUCUGAUGUGUCAGCUUGAUGGGUCCUGACACACAUCAAGGCAACAUUCCUUACUUGUGCCCUGGGCCAAAACCAAUGCUGAUUACCUUAUCAGCUUCCUGUGUCUCUGUACACUUGCACAUCAACUGCAAAAAUGUCUUAAUGCAAAUCUUGCAUUUCUUUAUAGACAUAUAGAAAUUGAAAAAUGGCUAAAUUCUGGGACUGGGGAUUUGUGCCCAUUUGUGACAUUUUGUUCUGAUAGAUUAAUAGAUAAAUUGGGGCAAAGUUCAGUUGUAGGGUUGAGGAGGAAUUUGCAGGGGUAUAUGUGUGCAUGUAUGCAAGUGCAAGUAUGUAAUAUGUCAUCUGGCACAUUCAUUUUCUAAGUCAAAGAAGAGAAAAUUCAUUCCCUAUUUGAAAAUGUUCUAUGCUUUCAGAGUUGGAACUUAUUCUUAAGUAUAUUUGGUGGAAUGAGUGUUUCCACUUAAAACAUGUCAACCUUUUUAAUAGAUCCGUUUGUAAAAACCAAACUCUUGUAAGUUGCAAAUGCAUGGCAGAUCCUGUUAGGCUCCAGGUGGUUAUCUGAAGAGUGUCACUAGUUCUGCCAAGAAGGUGCUGAAAUAUGGAAAAGGGCACUCAUUUGGGUUGCUUACGUUCUCUUGCCUUAAUAUAUCCUAAACUCAAAAAAGAUUUGAGGUGAAUUUCAUUAAAUGAAAUAAUAUGGUGCCACUUUGCAGCUAAAAUAAGCUCAACUGAUACCUCUAUGUUAAAAGAGAACGCCAGAGGAAAAUUUCUGUGCCAAAUCACUUACUAAGAAAGAUAGCUCCAUUGCAAAUUAAACAUUAUUCUUUUUCCAUAAUUCCUCUGCAGUGACUCAGAAUUUCACAAGUACAACAGGUUAGAUUCUACUCUAAAAUAUUCACAAGCAGAUCUCACUGCCCUAAAAUAAGGAAGCUAUGCCCGGUUCUCCGUGAAUGGAACCUGAAGUAAGAAAUGUUGGUGACACUCAGUGCCCGAGAGCAGUGUCGAUAUGGCAGACAAGUAGGUGGAGGUUGUCAAUCAUUAUUGCCCAAUUGUUGAGUAAUAGUUUAAUUGAUUUGAUAGGUGUAGACAUUCACUCAGGAUAAUUUUAACCAAAACAGAUUAGAUUAGGGUCAAGAUUUCCAGGCUGUCUACACUGAUAUAUUGAAAGCUUUACAACUUUCCACAUAGAAAUGAAAAAGAUACGAGAUUACAGGAGAAUUUUUUUUUCCUUUAUUUUUUUUUUUUAACGGAAAGGUAUCAGAAUGGAGGACCUAAAUUACGCUACCUGUGUUUGAAAAUAAUGCGCUUUGCCUAACCUUCAGCAGAAUGUAUUGUUUUAGCAUAUUCUAUGUAUAAAAAAGUUUAAAGAUGUCUUCAAAGAAGACUAGAGUCUUUAAGUCACUUAUAGCUAUAUUUUACUACAAAAAAAAUUGUGUAUAAAGAUAUAUUUAAGUGUUUUAGAUAAAUUUAAGUUACUCCAUAUGACGUGUUAAAUUUCAGUUACUGUGAAUUCUUUUGAUUAGUUCUUUGCUUUAAAUUAAAAAAAAAAAAACCUUCCAUUUUGUCUAAAAAGAAAAUUAGCUAUUAAAACCAAAAAACCAAACCCACUGCUGUCGAGUCCGACUCAUAGCGACCCUGUAGGACAUAAUAGAACUGCCCCAUAGAGCUUCCAAGGAGCGCCUGGCGGAUUCGAACUGCCAGCCUCUUAGUUAGCAGCUGUAGCACUUAACCACUACGCCACCAGGGUUUCCAAUAAAAGGCCCAUUUCUUAGAUGAAUAGGGUUAAAGCCUUUGUAAUAUAUUUAAAGGUAUAUUUUUGAGAGAAAUGCUACAUUACCAAUGAUUUUAUAAAUAACUUUAAAUUAAUUUACAAAUUUAUAGUUACAAAUCAGAAGGUUUUUCUAAAAAGAAAGAAAAGAGGGAAAAAUCACCUUUUAUUUCUGAUAUAUUGGAGCAAAUUUGUUUGGGUCUGUUUGUCAGAAGCAUUAUUCAAAUCAAGGCAUCUGUGUUCAUGAAACCUGGUCCAUGUUAGUUGGAGAGUGAAUGUCAUUAAGUACUUCUGAAGUAUUUCAUAAAAAUGAAUGUUAAAAAAUAGGAUGUUUUCUCUCUAGCUUCUUGUUACAGCAUUCCUGAUUGCUUCAUACUUCACAGUUUUAAUACAAAGUACAAGCUCUACUUUUAUAACAUGUUCUGAAAGCUUCUUUGAAACUUAUAUUCCAAUUGAACUCAUCUUUCUGCAAGGUAUUUUGUUAUUUCUGCUGGCUAAACCGCUCACAGAGGCCAUUUUAUUUUGUUUGUUUAAUGCUGAAGCUAUUGUUGAAAUGCUUUCAAACCCCAAGGCAGACUUGUCUGUGUAAUACCCUAUAGCCCUUUCACUGUGUGGUGUUCACCGGCUGUUAGUCUGUAUUUUAAAACGUCAGAGAUUUCUUCUGUCUAAGCUGUUUGUGUAGCAUUUUCUAAACAAACAACAACAAAAAAAUGGUCCUUUCCUUGUCCCAUAGUAAGAUUGUAAAUCCAUUUCCUACAUGUGUUCUGCAGUGGGCGUGAUUGUGAGUGUGUGUGGGCACGCACAUGCGUGCCAGGCUUCUUGCAAUGUAACUACCUCAUGGUUUGAAUGGUGAUUGUACUGCUGGUUAUGUGUUAACAAGAGCACAUUUUGUUGGGUGAUUUGUGUAUGUGGUUUUUCCUGUUUGUUAUGUCUGGGGGUUGUUCAUGAAACUGACAGAUGUUUUUCUAAAAAGGACUAUUAUCAGUUUCCAAAUACAAUACUUCUCUCUUCUGGUUUUUUCCUAAAUGAGCCUGAUUUUGUUGCUGUCUUUCAUCAUCUAGGAGGGUAAAAAGAGUACCCGUAAAAUCCCUGUGGCCAGUUUGAACACCCCUAUUGUAUUCUUUUCUCUGUUCAAUGUGUCAGCAAUUUUGUGAACAUGCUUGGAUGUAUAGUUUUGAUAACCACAGUUUGAAGUCUUUUAUCUGUGCAUAAUAAAGAGAUAUAUAUCAAUUAUGAAUAUGUUUUGUUUACUUGUCAUUAAAUUCUACCACCAUAGACCGAUAGA
This is a messenger RNA of Loxodonta africana (African savanna elephant), 7526 nucleotides long. RefSeq names its product transforming growth factor beta receptor 3 (gene TGFBR3). Bases 1372 to 3951 code for a protein of 859 amino acids. The transcript has 17 exons. Gene Ontology annotation, molecular function: type II transforming growth factor beta receptor binding; transforming growth factor beta receptor activity; transforming growth factor beta binding. Gene Ontology annotation, biological process: epithelial to mesenchymal transition; transforming growth factor beta receptor signaling pathway; regulation of transforming growth factor beta receptor signaling pathway. NCBI's taxonomy places the organism in Eukaryota, Metazoa, Chordata, Mammalia, Proboscidea, Elephantidae. Gene Ontology annotation, cellular component: cell surface. The record is from RefSeq and is a predicted model, not a curated record.